Messenger RNA from Ostreobium quekettii, 730 nucleotides. The record is from the annotation of a GenBank genome assembly. NCBI's taxonomy places the organism in Eukaryota, Viridiplantae, Chlorophyta, Ulvophyceae, Bryopsidales, Ostreobiaceae.
AUGGUUUCUUCUGAGGACACAAGGACUCGACGGCAGGGCUUGCUCACGCUGCGCGCCCUCCUGCAGGUGCACCUGUGCCGCGGAUUAGACGCCGUCGCCGCGCCGCUUCUCCCCGAGAACUUCCUGGUCUCCCACGCCGACGUCAUUCCCGGUAUUCUCCGCACCUCCAAGGCCGGGAAGCUCACCACUCACACCUCUGGCACGGCCACCAACCUGAGGAACCCCGCAGCCUGCAAGACGGCUGGGGUCGUCAUUCAAGACCUCAGCGUCGUCAUGCCUUCGGACAUUCGAUCCGCCUUCCUAUCCUCCAUGCACGACUUCGCCAGAGACGGCCGGGCUAAUUGGAACGGGACUGAGUCGAGGCAUGGGGAGCUGCGAGUGGAUUACGUGAUCAGGGCGGGAGCGCACAACGGGAUGAGGGCGGUGGGCACCUGGGCGCGCUGCGGCGCGUCGUUCGAAGAGGGCGGCUCCGGGAAGGCCGCGCUGAGGGCCAGGGGGACCAUGGCAGUGGGCGGCGUUCCUGGGGACGCGUGUGUGGUGAUUGUGGUGGAGGUGCUCAUGGUCGCCAGGAAGAGGAAGCUCGAGGAGGCGGUUGAGGCGGCGGAAUGCGUUGCGCUGUGGGGCGCUUUCCCUCCCUAUUCGCUGGUGGACCCAGGUGGAGCGUCCGUCGUACAAGAGGGUCUCCGCGAAGUGAACCUCGACAUCCACCAAGAAGAUGCGUUGUCCCCAG